Messenger RNA from Chlamydomonas reinhardtii, 5625 nucleotides. RefSeq lists its product as uncharacterized. Bases 156 to 3983 code for a protein of 1275 amino acids. The transcript is spliced from 6 exons. Lineage: Eukaryota; Viridiplantae; Chlorophyta; Chlorophyceae; Chlamydomonadales; Chlamydomonadaceae. The record is from RefSeq and is a predicted model, not a curated record.
CACAUGCACAACACGCAGCUUGCCUUCAAAACGUCCGCUUAAAUCUGCUGGGACCGUUGACGUUUUGAUACUAUGAGACCAUGAAUUUCAAGCGGUGAUGCUUUUAAGGUUGUUGCACUCAAGCGUUCGUGCGCUCGGCGCGGAUUCCUUAACAGAUGACUCGCGAGUUCUUCACGCUUAGCGGCGGCCAGUCGCUGCUCGCUGGGCCACCAGAAGAUGCACCUCCCGCCGAUCUGGGCCGUGGACGCUUGGCGGGCGCGCUGGCUCAGCAGCACCGCUCGGCGCUGGUGGCUCUGGCCUGCCCCGACCUGCCGCCGUCGGCCCUGUCCGGCCGCGGCCUGCACCUGCAGGCCCAACAGCGCGCCCGCUGCGCCCUGGGCCGCCACGAGCGCGCGUGCGUGUCGGGCUACCGCCCGCACCUGCGUGCCGCCGCCACCGCGCGCGCCGUGAUGGCCGUGCAUGCGGGCCUGGCGCCGGAUGAGGCCGCGCAGGCGCGGGAGCGGCAGAUACGGGCGAUAUGUGACGCGGAGGAUCAGCUAUAUAGCGAUAUCCAGCGUGCAGUCAGCAAUCAUGAUUUCUGGGUCCAGUCUACGCGGACGCAGGCCAAGCAGUCGGGCAAGGAGGUGCAGGAAAUCCUGGGCGAUGCGUAUCGCCGGCUAGCAGAGGCUGUGGAGCGCAUUGACGCACGUGGCGUCGCGGACUCACUGUCGCUCAUGCCGCCAAAGACUGCGGCGGAGGCAGAGGCUCGCCAGCAGGCCACCUUGUUUGGCCGCCUGCGGGAGACAGAGCUGACCGAGGGCAUGUCGAUACCCGGCUGGCUGCUGCAACUGGAGCUGUUCGGACACGUGCCGGCGCGUGCGGCGCUGCUGCUGCGAUGCCAUUUGGUGCUGGCGCGUGCCGUGGGCGGAGAUGAAGACUUCGAGGAGCGGAAGGAUGACGACCUGGUCUCACCUAGCGGCCACACUCGCGGCACCCACGUGGCAUGUGCCACGGCCCUGGCGGAGGCGCUGCUACGGUACUGGCAGCCGCCGCCGUCGCUUGCGGCAGGUGCUGGCUGCGGCACUGGCGCCACGAGGGACGCGGCGCAGCUGACGCCGCCGCCGCCGCCGCUGCUGUGCUCCGACAUGACAGUCCUGGCGUACGUGGUGUCGGCAGCGCAGGCGCUGGUGCUUUUGCGGCCGGAGGCGUGGAGCCCCGAGACCGGCGCGAGCGGCGCGCUGGCGGCGGUGACGCGGCCAGCGGUGCUGCUGCGAGUGGCGCAUUGCCUCAGCUCGGAGCUGCUGCACCGCGUGCCGGCGGGCGAUGCCCAUCACAUGCUGCGUAUCACAAUCCACAGCUACUACACACUGGCACUGCAUCACGCUCUUGGCGAUGCGCGCAAGUCACAGAGAGCGGCCACGGCGAGGCCGGCGCCUGAGGCAGCCGCCUCCGCGGCAGCGGGAGCGGGAGCGGGAGACGAAUGGCAGCAGCAGGAGCAGCAUUUUGCAGAUCUGCGGCGCUCCUACCUUGAGAUGCAGAACGUCGCAGCUCAAAACUUGAAGCAGCGAAGGGGGAAACUGAAGGCGGCGAUGGCGGCUGCAGCCCGCGGCGGCGGCGAUAAGGGCAGUGCGGAGAUUCAGAAACUGGGGCUGUCCAGAGAACGGCGCAUGUACCUCUUGUACAGCAUAGCAGGCCAGGCAGGACAGCGGCUGACACACGCCAUUUUCGACACGCCGCCGCCAACGGUGACGCAGGCUCGGGGAGCAGCACCAGCAGCAGGGGCGGCUGCAGCGGCAGCGGCUGCGGCUGCGGCUACGACUGGCGCGGGGAGGCACAGCACCCUGACUGCAACCGCUGCCACUACUGCCACAACAGCAGCAGCAGCAGCGGCUUCUGUCGCCCUUGCGCUGCAGGCCCAGCCGUUGCAACCGCCUCCGUCAGCCCCGCCUGCCCCGCUGGUGCUGAUGCUGCCCCACCUGGCGCGGCAGAAGGUGGAAAUCAACAGCCACGGAAUUCAUAUCGAUGUCAAUGAAGAGAAUACCGAGUGUCCGCAGAUCAUGUCUGCAAUCCGCUGGGCGGCGCGGGAGGCUGAUAACCAGGCAGCGCUGGCGCGGGCGAUGGUGGGCGCGCUGGCGCCGUGCUGGGAGGCCACGGCUGCGGCACUUGCUGCGGCGGGGAGUGACGCCGCGCCACCACCGGCACCUUUGAACCCCAGCCCCAGCCCCAGCCCCAGCCCCAGCCCCAGCCCCAGCCCCAGCCCCAGCCCCAGCCCCAGCCCCAGCCCCAGCCCCAGCCCCAGCCCCAGCCCCGGCCCCGGCCCCGGCCCCGGCCUCCACAGCUCGCUGGUGCUGCAGGGCUCGCCCGCCAUCUGCUACAGCCUCGCCCGCACCGCCGCAGUCAACUACGUACUGGACAGGGUGGCGCGGGGGAUGGCGGCGGCGGCGGCAGCAGAGGAGAUGGCUGUAGAAGGGCCACUGCCCGCAAGUGCGCCAGCGCGUGCUUUGGCCAUGGUAGACAGGUUCCAGCAGCUGCUGCCCCAGUACCAGCGCGUGUGCGGCUGGCCCCUGGUGAUGACGCUGUCGGGCAUUGGAGACGACGCGAAACAGGAGGCGCAUGCGCGGACGCUGCAGACCUUGGAGCUGUUGCAGCAGGUAACAGGCGUGGCUGCUGAUGUGGAUGCGGAGACCUUGGUUGCGACCUGGAUCACGCAGCAGCCGCAGGGGCAGGGGCAGGGGCAGGGGCGGCAGGGCCAGCCGCUGCAGGGAGGACAGGGAGGAUUGCGGUGUGCGCGCCAGCCAGACAUGGCGCCGUCAGCAGCGGCACCGGGCGCUGCGGGGCUUAAAACUGCCUCGGAAGUACAGCACCAGCAACGACAGAUUGCACAUGGUGGCGGUGCCCGCGGCUGUGAGCUGCAACGGCGCGUGGCUGAGCGGGCUCGGAGCGCGGGCAAGUUGACCUUCAAGCCCGAUGCCGGAGAUGACGAGGGCGCAAGCGCAGUAGUUCGCGAGGCCGACUUUCUGCUGCAGCUAUCCCCGGAGAAGGCCGUGCGGCUGCAGGUGCACGGGGAGCGGGGGCUCUGUGGUGCGGCUCUGGCGCUGGCGGAGCACUCGCACCGCCUGCGCUCCGACGCCGCGGCGCCGCGUGAGCUGGUGGUGGUGCCGCUGCUGGACGAGUCGGCUCUGGAGGAACCGGUGAACGAAGGCGCACGCCGCCGGCUGAACGGCAUAGCUGGACUGGUGCUGCGUGACCUCACGGCGGCGGUGGAGCGGGAGGCAAGGGCGCUGGCCCCUCGCCUGCCUCGACCGCAUGCCCAGCUCCGGCUGCCACUUUCGCUCAACCGUGCCGUGUGCCGCGCGGCAGCUGUGCCGCUGUCCACCAUCGGCUGGACGCUGUCGGAGCUGAGUCAGCGCGACCACCAGCAGGAGUGCAGUGCCGCCCGCGCGGCCCAGUCCGACACCGGCCGGCGGCCGGGCAGCGGGCUUGCACUUGUGGGGCUUGAGGACGGGGCGGAUGGAGCCAGCGCCACAGAACAGCUACUUGACGCCGUGGAAGACUUGUUUAAAGCGCAGGAGAAGCACGCGCGGCAGCUGCGGGCGGCGCGGGCGCCGGAGGCCGAGGUGUUGGCGGCUGUGGCCCGCUACGAGGCUACGGGACGCUUGUUCCAUGCGCUGGUGGAUGUCCUGGCUCUGGCGCAUGAGGAUGACGUGCAGGAGGACGGCGAUGCGGAGGAGGGAGGCCGCGAGGCGGCGUCACGCAGCGCUGUGUGUCUGGAGCCUGACAUCCUGAGUGAGCAGCUGAUCUCGGGGGCGGGCCGGCGCGACGCGGGUGACGACGAAUACGACGAGUUUCUGGCCAGCAGCUUUUUCGAUGACCUUCCUGGCAUGGCUGGGGGCUGGAACCGGCGGCGGCAGCAGCACUUGCAGCCGCGGCCGCCGCUGCAGCUGCUGGUGGCGGAGGCGGCGCCGGGCCGGCCGGCGGAGCUGUUGGAUGAGUUGGAGCGUUAGGGGGGAGGCACGGUGCGGGGGAGCGCGUUGUGUGGAGGAGUGUGGAGGGUGGGGCUGCGGCCCGGGUAGAAGGGUGCGCGAGAGCCACGCCAGCCUUGACAGAGGUAUGCUGUGUUGUGUUUUGAGCAAGACGCUCCUGUCCGUGUGCACGGUGUGCAGGGUGGGCAUUAUUAUAUAAAGCUCAAGGUCAAUGCGCAUGUCAGGUGCCGGGGAGAGAACCUUACAGACAGAGGCGGUGCGGGGCUUGGGGCCACCACGAAGCGCCAGAUAUAUACUUGCUACCGUACUGCAUGAUUGCUCUCAUUAGAAAUACAUACAGGAUUGUCUCACGGCCACACGGCUAGGCCCACAUGCUAUGCGUACAAACCAAAUUCAAAUGCGGAAUCAGUGCAUCUGCGCGCACCAUACGCGCUCAGUCCGUGCACGCGGGUGGUGGUGGCUCGGACACGCAUUGGCCUACUCGCUGGCGGCCGUGAGCGUUAUGUAAGAUUUUACGGUAUACAAGCCCCCCCUGUGACGCAUCCAUACGUACCCGCAUUCGGUAAUGCAAGGCGGGAUAAGGCCGCAAAGGCGAACACCUGCCAGGGCGGAUGUCGCUACUCUGCGCGGGCCGGCCACGUCCUGCUGGGCGGACACCUUUUGCAGCGCGAUGAGUUUGGGGCCCGACUACACCGGAGCUCCUCCCAGCGGCAGUCGUAUGACGACGCCUGCGGCUGUUACGUUCGUCGCAAGGGGGAUGCGCUUGAACACAGAUGUUGCUGGUGAUGUCCGACGUUGAUGUCAGGUAUUGCACCAAAGUAAACCAGGCCUUGAUAAAUCCACUGGGUCGUCGUUGGCGGUCAGGAUAUAGUUGUAGGCUUGGGCGCCGAGCCAGGAGGGCUGGGGUCGCGCAAUGCCUGAGAGAGAAUGUGCCGGGGCGGACUGCGGGCAAUGACACGAGCGUGUCAAGCCGAGCACAAGUCCAAGCAACGGUACUCUUUGGGCGCUGUCUCACUCAGCUGCCUUCUCCCGUAAUAUAAACACAAGCUGGCUGCUGUAGGCCAAGCGUCGGGCUGGCGAAGCAACCGAGAUGGAACCGGAAUCUCAAUAGGUAGUCCGUUGUUCCCAAACAGAGCUCAGAUGUGAGCUGGAGGUCUUGUUGGAGGUCUUGAAUAGCUCAGGGUCUUGACCCAGUGGAGUCGGUGACGAUUCGAUGCUCGCAAGCCGGUCUUCACGUUGGGGUCGUCAGGAGAAUCUCAGAGUAGUCUUAAAUAGAAGAUACACCAGAAGGAUAGCUGAAUCCAGAAAGAAGGUCAAAGCCUUGGCAGAGCUGUCGGCAGGUGGCGAUGACCUUGGCCGAGGGGCUCGCGAGGCUCGUUGACGUCGCUCAGGCGCUUGAAGCCGCCGAAUUACGCAGUUGAGAUGCGUAUGAUACCACAGGACCGCGUCGCAGGGGCAGACGGGUCACGAAGAGUCGCGCACGGGGUCGAUGCGACCAGGCGUGCGGAUGCGGAAGCCGGGGCACAGGGGCCCGCUGAAGAGGAGGCUCUGGCGGAUUGCCUUAGGCCGCAAUCACUGUCGCGCCUUGGCGCUGGAAACUUGCUGACAGGCCCGCUGUCAGGGGAGAAGAGCCCUUGAGGGCUGGGAGACUGUUCUUCCGGUA